AUUUUAUUUUGGCCCAAAAUCGACAAAAAUCCAAGGGGUACGUGAAAACCCAGCAACUUCAAGUCACACUCCGAGACUUUUCAAUCAAAUCAAAAAUGCCACAGUAACCUAAUUAGGAAUAUAGUAAAGCGAAAAACGGUACUUUCAGAGCAGUCUAAAUUUUAUGUCUGAAAAUUAUUACUCAGAAUUAUGGCUUGCCGCACGCGAAAAUGUGGAAAAAUUAUUAAAAUUAGAACAAAGUUUGCUUGGAGCAAAAAAGGGGAAAUCAAACGAUAAAGUCACGGGUCAGCUAGUUCCCAUGUACAUCAGAUAUCGGGAGCUGAUUCGUCGUCUUGCACUUUGUCACGAUCAAGUUUGUCAGUCGCAAAAACGAGACCUGAUAAAACAGGUGCUGGAUUGCGCUAUCGGACGAAUGCUCGAAUACAAACGACAGCUAGUUCAAUAUCAGUGUACAGAAUCCACGCAAGUAUUCCACUAGCAGUACC
This is a messenger RNA of Athalia rosae (coleseed sawfly), 485 nucleotides long. RefSeq names its product dynein regulatory complex protein 11-like. NCBI's taxonomy places the organism in Eukaryota, Metazoa, Arthropoda, Insecta, Hymenoptera, Athaliidae. The transcript has 2 exons. The record is from RefSeq and is a predicted model, not a curated record. Bases 164 to 478 code for a protein of 104 amino acids.